This is a messenger RNA of Parasteatoda tepidariorum (common house spider), 699 nucleotides long. The record is from RefSeq and is a predicted model, not a curated record. Lineage: Eukaryota; Metazoa; Arthropoda; Arachnida; Araneae; Theridiidae.
GGAAACUCCCUGAUUGAUACGCAAAAAAAUCAUCUCUCUGAUAAUUGUAAUGCAGAUAAUAUUCAUAUACAAUCUCUAACAUAAGGUGAACAUCAUAAGUUGAUGUAUGAAAUGAGAUCUGGUCAUCAUAUUCUGAAAAACAGAGCUUAACAGAGAUGCCUCAUGAUCAAAAAGAUAAGAAAGUAAGCAAGAUGGUGAAAGUAGUACCUGGAAGGAUGUUGGAUGGUUUGCUUUAAAAACUACGACAAUGUCUGGUGCUGUUUUUGGUGGGACUGCUUUAGCUCUUCCUCUUAUUGGUUUUACUGCUGGUGGUGUUGCUGCAGGUGCUUUGGCUGCUGGAUUAACUGUAGGUACAAGGGCAGCUAUCGUAGCUGGAGGUGUGGUAAUUGCUGGUGCUUCCAUAGCUCUGCGAAAAUUAAGGAAAAAUGAUAAAACUGAUAGCAGACAUACUUCAGAAGAGCCAAGUGAAAAUAAGAAGGAGAAUGACGUGAAUGAGGAAGCUGUGGAAAAUGCAGAGUUGCUAAAAAAAAACUGUAAAGAUCCUGGUCUCAAACCAGGUAGCACAAAUAGCGCAAGAGAAAACAAAAAAUUUCCAAUGAAGCUUGUUUUUAGUUAUAGAAAUGAUGAUCCCAGUAAAUCUUUAGAAUUGAUUAGACCAUCUCCCAUAAAUGAUAAUUAAUUUGAUUUAUUUUGAGAAAA